Molecule: messenger RNA, 153 nt
Organism: Plasmopara halstedii
Lineage: Eukaryota; Oomycota; Peronosporomycetes; Peronosporales; Peronosporaceae
Exons: 3
Coding region: 1-153 (50 amino acids)
Source: RefSeq, a predicted model, not a curated record
AUGGUGCGAGAAGCGUGUGUUAAAUUUCGCUUUUGUGGAGGUCUCGAGCCACCAGAUUGGGUACUGGCAGAGCUACCGCUACUGUCGGGAGAGCAAAGCAAAGUGGCGACUGGUGUUGUCCAAGGGGGGUUUUUAUUUACUUGCUUUUUAUAA